Paramecium tetraurelia is the source of this 1107-nucleotide messenger RNA. RefSeq lists its product as uncharacterized. The transcript has 3 exons. NCBI's taxonomy places the organism in Eukaryota, Ciliophora, Oligohymenophorea, Peniculida, Parameciidae. Gene Ontology annotation, biological process: protein phosphorylation. The record is from RefSeq and is a predicted model, not a curated record. Gene Ontology annotation, cellular component: mediator complex; nucleus. Gene Ontology annotation, molecular function: cyclin-dependent protein serine/threonine kinase activity; RNA polymerase II CTD heptapeptide repeat kinase activity; ATP binding.
AUGAUAAAUUAACUCAAUUAAUAGUUGGAAAGAGUGGAUGAUUUGAAGAGUGCAGAUAUUUGUGCAGAAUUUGAAUUCGAGACCAAGACUAGGGAAAUUUUGGGAAAAGGGACUUAUGGAAAGGUUUUCAAAAUGAAAAGCAAAUUUGAUAAUUAGUAUUACGCUGUAAAAUGCAUCAAGAAACAAAAUGAAAAAGAAGGAUUUCCAAUAACUUCUUUGAGAGAAAUAAAAUUUUUAACUUCCCUAGAUCAAGAGAAUGUAAUAAAAAUAAAGUAGAUAUAUACGAGAGUAAAAAAAAACAAGAAUAAAUUAAAAACAAUAAAAACAUAUUGUGCUAUGGAUUUAAUGGCAAAUGACUUUUGGAAAAUAUUGUUUACUAAUGAAUAACAAAAGUUUUAUUUUUCAACAAAUCAAAUUCGUAGCAUCCUCUAUUAAUGCUUUAAAGGUCUUUAAUAUAUUCAUUCCUAAAAGAUAAUACAUAGGGAUAUAAAAAGUGCAAAUAUUUUGGUUAAUGAGGAAGGAAUAGUCAAGAUAGCAGAUUUUGGAUUAGCAAAGUUUUGCCCCAAAAUAGAGGGAGUCAAGAAAACCCCCACGGUUGUCACCUUAGGUUAUAGAGCACCUGAAGUCUUAUUAACAAGAGGAUAAUACUCAUUUUAAUUAGAUGUUUGGAGUAUGGGAUGCUUUGCGGUCGAAUUAAAUUUCAAUAGACCAUUAUUUAAAGCCAAAGACGAGGCUUAGUAAAUUUAAUAGAUUUUUGAAAAAUGUGGCACACCCACACCUGAAUCUUGGCCAGAGAUUAUGAAAUCAGAUUACUUUAUAAAAUUACACCCUUAAAAAUAUGAUAGGAAGUUUAUUUCCUCAAUAAGAAAUAUGAACAUGGCAUUUGAUGAUGAACUACUCGAUUUACUUGAUAAGAUAUUUGUUUUGAAUCCAAAUGUUAGGUUGACUGUUGAAUAAGUGCUCUAACAUCCUUUCUUCACGAAUCAUGAUCUAGAAGAAUGCUUUCAUCAAUUCAAAGAAUACAUUUUGAAAAAAAAUGUCACUUAAGAGAAGGUAGUAAAGACCAUUUAUAAACCUAUAUAAGAAGAAAUAAAAUUUGUUAUAUGA